Messenger RNA from Miscanthus lutarioriparius, 1101 nucleotides. Lineage: Eukaryota; Viridiplantae; Streptophyta; Magnoliopsida; Poales; Poaceae. The record is from the annotation of a GenBank genome assembly.
AUGUCAGCAAGUGCUUUGAAAGAUCUCAAUAUUUCUCAAUCAACAGACCUGGAGAAUGGAAAAGACAAUUCUGUGAAAUCCUGCAUUAGCAAACCUGUGUUGAAUGGCAACAGUUGUGCCAACGAGGAAGAAAGUUCUCUGUCUGCUUGCCCUGAUGCUGUGACGAAUGGAAAUGUGGCUGGAAAUGCAGACGUGGAGUACAUUGAUUCUGAGAAUCUAGUAGAUCUACCAGAUGUCGAUGCCGCUCUAAGUACCUUAGUUAAAAGGUUGGAUUCAAAGGACUGGGUUAUGACAUGUGAAGCUCUCAACAAUGUUCGUCAGUUGGCAAUGUAUCACAAGGAAAGAUUGCAGGAGCUGCUGGAGCCUCUAGUUCCUCUUAUCGUGAAAUCAGUGAAGAAUCCCAGAAGUGCUGUAUGCAAAACAGCACUAAUGACUUGUGCUGACAUCUUUAAGGCCUAUGGUGACCUAAUGGUUGACUCUAUUGAUCCACUGCUAGUGCAGUUGUUUCUAAAGGCUUCACAAGAUAAGCGAUUUGUCUGUGCAGCUGCUGAGGCAGCUCUUAUAUCGAUGACUAGUUGGAUCUCCCCUUUACUACUGUUACCAAGAAUGCAGCCCUACCUCAAGAACAGGAAUCCGCGGAUUCGAGCAAAAGCAUCAGUGUGUUUCAGCAAGAGUGUACCUUGCCUAGAUGUGCAGGGAAUCAGAGAAUAUGGAAUGGAUAAGCUCAUCCAGAUUGCAGCAACCCAACUUAGUGACCAGCUUCCUGAAUCAAGGGAGGCUGCUCGCAACCUGGCGCUGGAACUACAAGCAUUCUAUGAGAAGUCUCAGGCCUUAACUUCUGACGAAAAUGAGGGCGAACCUUGUGUCUCACAAGAUGCUGAAUCAUGGGAGGCUUUCUGCCAGUCCAAGCUUUCUGCCUUGAGCGCCCAAGCCAUCCUUCGUGUGACCACCUCUACUGCUCCAGAAGAGGGUGUUGCUUCUACUACAAAUACUACAAAAGAGGGUGUUGCCUCUACUACAAAUUCUACAAAAGAGGGUGUCACCUCCGCCCCAAAAGAAGUUGGGAAUCUGUUGAUUAUUGGUUCAGGAAUUCAGGUGUGA